UGGGUGGGCAGAGCUGCGACUGUGACAAAAGUCAAAUAUAUCCGAGUGACAGCGGCGUUUACAUAGAAAAGAAGAGGAACAUCUGUCUAAUGGCCAAGCUGCUGUAGCCUCUUUAAAACAGGCGAAAUACUGAAAAGUGAUUAUUAAAUUAUUCUGAUAAUCCCUCUCCAGUCCAAGUCUCCUACAGUCACGCAAAUUAAUGAGAUGAUUAAUGAGGAACACCGAUGAAAAGAAGAAGGAAGACGGAGAGGUGAUGGAGGAACCAACACGAAAUUAGACCAAAACAAAUGAACCUGAGGUUUUUUGAAUGAGGGGACCAAGAACACGGUUUUCACGCUUUAUUGAAUGUAAAUAACUUAUUUCUAUCAUGCAGAAGAAAUGGAUUCGUCGGAGGUUACCUGUUUUGAUUCUCACUAUCUUCAUCAUUCUCUACGUGGAUUUUCAAUUACGCACCAGCAGCCCCCCCAAACUCAGCGUGGCUCACCAUCCGUCACUGUUUGUGCUUCUGCGCCCCAUCCAUCGGGCUCCAUCAUCGGCCACGGACGCACAGAACCCAUCAAGCAACAGCAUCAGCGGGGACAGAGGACACCCAGUCUCCGGAGUUGCACAUGUCACCCAGCCGAAACUGAAGCUGGAGGACAUCUUCGUCGCUGUGAAGACCACCGGCAGGUUCCACAAGACGCGUCUUGCGCUCCUGUUGGAGACGUGGAUCUCCAGAACCAAGGCGCAUACUUUCAUUUUCACAGACACGGAGGAUGUGGACUUGCAGUUAGAAGGUUACAACAUGGUGGUGACAGGCUGCCAGUCGGAUCACAGUCAGCAGGCUCUGUCCUGCAAGAUGUCUGCUGAGUAUGACGGCUUCAUGGCCUCAGACAAGAGGUGGUUUUGCCAUGUGGAUGAUGAUAAUUACGUGCUCCCGGAGGCCCUCCUCUCCCUGCUCUCAGCCUUUCCCCAGGACGGCGACAUCUACGUGGGCAAACCGAGUCUGGACAAGCCCAUCACUGCACAUGAACUGCUGGAGGGCAAUGCAACGAGGGAAGUGCGGUUCUGGUUCGCUACAGGAGGCGCAGGAUUCUGUCUGAGCCGGCAGCUGGCGGAGAAGAUGGCUCCAUGGGCCAGUGGCUCAAGGUUCGAGCAGACUUCGGCUACCAUCCGUCUCCCUGACGACUGUACGGUGGGCUUCAUCGUGGAGAAGAGGCUGGGCAUCUCCAUGGUCCACUGUCCUUUAUUCCACUCCCACCUGGAAAACCUGCUGCUCAUCAGCCACAGAAGCAUUCCACACCAGGUGACUCUGAGCUAUGGGAUGUUUGAGAACAAGAUGAACAGCAUUGAGGUAAAAGGACGCUUCUCUAAGGAGGAAGACCCAUCCAGGUUUAGGACUGUCCACUGCAUGCUGUAUCCUUUCACCAGCUGGUGUCCUUGAACACUUUAUGGGAAAACAACACCUUCCAAACACACAUGGGAUAAGACUGGUAAUCCUGCUGGAUCAAGUACUUUUCCUGGGUAUUGUCUAAAUGCAG
Molecule: messenger RNA, 1520 nt
Organism: Etheostoma cragini (Arkansas darter)
Lineage: Eukaryota; Metazoa; Chordata; Actinopteri; Perciformes; Percidae
Gene: mfng
Product: MFNG O-fucosylpeptide 3-beta-N-acetylglucosaminyltransferase
Exons: 8
Coding region: 368-1423 (351 amino acids)
Biological process (GO): regulation of Notch signaling pathway
Cellular component (GO): membrane
Molecular function (GO): O-fucosylpeptide 3-beta-N-acetylglucosaminyltransferase activity
Source: RefSeq, a predicted model, not a curated record